AUGGAUCGAAGAUGUUUUGCCAUUCUCUACUACCUACUAAGGACCAUUGGUGGACUAACGUCGACCGAAGUCGUCAAUGUUGAAGAGAUGGUAGCAAUGUUCCUCCACAUUCUUGCGCACGACGUGAAAAACCGUGUCAUUCAACGAGAGUUCAUGCAUUUGGGUGAGACAAUUUCCCGUCAUUUUCACAUGGUUUUGUUGGCCAUUAUUCGACUUCAUGACGAGCUUUUAAAAAAACCACAACCAGUGGCUAACGAUUGCACAGAUCAAAGAUGGAGGUGGUUUGAGGGUUUCCUCGCACCAUAUAGAGGCCAACGCUACCACUUGCAAGAAUGGCAUGGCGCUGAAAAUGCACCUUCAACUUCAAAAAAGUUCUUCAAUAUGAAGCAUUCUUCUGCUCGUAAUGUAAUCAAAAGAGCAUUGGUUGUCUUGAAGGGUCAAUGGGCGAUACUACGGGAAAAGUCAUACUACCCUGUAGAAGUCCAAUGUCGCACAAUACUCGCAUGUUGUCUCCUCCACAACCUUAUCAAUAGAGAGAUGACAAUCUUUAAUAUAAUGGACGACAUAGAUGAGGUUAAUUUCACUCACGCGACUAGUGCUGCAGAUGACAUACAUUACAUAGAGACGUCCAAUGAGUGGACUCGGUGGAGGGACGACCUUGCUGAAUAA
Cucumis melo (muskmelon) is the source of this 669-nucleotide messenger RNA. RefSeq lists its product as uncharacterized. Lineage: Eukaryota; Viridiplantae; Streptophyta; Magnoliopsida; Cucurbitales; Cucurbitaceae. The record is from RefSeq and is a predicted model, not a curated record. The transcript is spliced from 2 exons. The coding region runs from base 1 to 669 and encodes 222 amino acids.